AUGCUGCUGCUGCCUGCGGUGGCAGGCUCCGGCCCCGACGCCGCGCCGACGGCGCUCGUGCUCUACGACGGCGGCGCGCUCGCCUCAUACGACCUCGGGGGGACAGCUAAUCGAGGAGCGCGCCUCGCCGCGGAGCUCGCCGUCGCGCCGCUGGUCGCCAUGCUGCUGCUCUGGGCCGACUUCCGCACCGAGUACCCGCGGGGCAGCCGCUCGAGCCUCCUCGGGGAGCUCCCCUUCACGGACCUGCGGGCAGACUCCCCGCCAGCCACGGUGGAGGCGGCUUCUGUGUCGGCCUCUUUUGCUCUCGCAGGGGACGCGUCUCAACGAGGCGCAUUGCCCGCCGGGCAUGGCGAGCUGUAUGAUGGACUCGUGACGCGUUCGUAA
Messenger RNA from Emiliania huxleyi CCMP1516, 384 nucleotides. RefSeq lists its product as hypothetical. The record is from RefSeq and is a predicted model, not a curated record. The coding region runs from base 1 to 384 and encodes 127 amino acids. Lineage: Eukaryota; Haptophyta; Isochrysidales; Noelaerhabdaceae. The transcript has 4 exons.